Molecule: messenger RNA, 1921 nt
Organism: Pteronotus mesoamericanus
Lineage: Eukaryota; Metazoa; Chordata; Mammalia; Chiroptera; Mormoopidae
Product: pulmonary surfactant-associated protein A
Exons: 5
Coding region: 66-821 (251 amino acids)
Source: RefSeq, a predicted model, not a curated record
UUCUCCACCCUGACCUGGAGGCAGAGAUCCACAUAGGCUCUGCGUGUGUGGGAGGAGCAGCUGGAAUGGGAGCCAUGUUGCUGUGCUCUUUGGUCCUCGCCCUCAUCCUGCUGGUGGACUCUGGCAUCGAGUGCGAAGUGAAGGAAGUUUGUCUUGGAAGCCCAGGCAUCCCUGGCACUCCAGGAUCCCAUGGCCUGCCAGGCAGAGAUGGAAGAGAUGGAAUCAAAGGAGAUCCUGGACUUCCAGGCCCCAUGGGCCCCCCUGGAGGAAUGCCAGGCCUCCCUGGGCGUGAUGGGCUUAUUGGAGCCCCUGGCAUUGCUGGUGAGCGUGGAGAAAAGGGAGAACCUGGUGAGAGGGGCCCUCCAGGACUUCCAGCUUAUUUAGAUGAAGAGCUUCAAAACACACUCUAUGACUUCAGAUAUCAAAUCUUGCAGUCAACAGGAGUCCUCAGUUUACAGGGUUCCAUGCUGAAAGUGGGAGAGAAGGUCUUCUCAACCAAUGGGCAGUCAGCCAAUUUUGAUGCCAUUAAAGAGUUAUGUGACAGAGUAGGUGGCAGCAUUGCAGUCCCAAGGAGUCCAGAAGAGAAUGAUGCUAUUGCAAGUAUCGUGAAGAAGCACAACACUUAUGCCUAUCUGGGUUUGGUUGAGGGCCCUACCUCUGGAGUCUUCUACUACCUGGAUGGGACCCCUAUGAAUUAUACCAACUGGUAUCCAGGAGAGCCCAAGGGUCAGGGUAAAGAGAAGUGUGUGGAGAUGUACACAGAUGGGCAGUGGAAUGACAGGAGCUGCCUGCAGUACCGACUGGCUAUCUGUGAGUUUUGACCAGGCAUCAAGGCCAUGGGAGAGAUAGGGUCCUGUCUUGCCUUUCAACCUCCAUCCUGCAGAUCCACCUGAUGUAUGAGAUUCUAUAACUACUUUCUAACAAAAUUUAUUUGUGGCUAUUCAAGUUGGAGGCAUUUUUAGUUACUCCCUUCCCCAGUAGAGCCCUGACUUUUCCCUUAGAUUACUAAUCAGUCUGACAUGUGCCCUGGAGCUCCUUCUCAGCCCUGCAUUCUAGGCAGUCACACCUAAUUUAGCCCUUUGUCAAGAGACAGAGACUUCUUUCUUCCUCCUCAUAUCCAGUUCCUUCAUUUAUAGAUGGUAACAGUGAGGUGCUGGGAUAGAAGGUCCCUCCAAAAUCACGUAGAAGGUGCCUGCUUCCUGGCACCCUCUAUUCUUUCUCUGCAGCCAAUUGCCUGCCCAGUCUUAUCAAGAUUUAUCAGUUCUGGUCAAGCAUUUAAUAGAAUCAGCUCUCCAUGUGGUCAGAGGGGCAGCUGGUGCUCCAACAUGGUGAAUGCCAACCCAACCACAGUGAUUGGCAUAUAUUAUCCACUCCCUUGAGUCUUGGGUGCCAACUCAACUCUCCAACCUGAAAGCAACUAGCCCAUACCUCUAGAGAAGAUCUUACCCCCAUCCCAGACGUAUCCCAAAUAAUUUCCUGCUGAUGGCCAUAUCUCCACACAACUUCAGAUCUCAUGAGAUGUUCGCACCACUUAUCACAUCACUGACUAUUUAUCAAGCACAUGCUAUGUAUCAACCACCUUGACAAGCACUUCUAGCAAAUAAAAUAUUAUUAAAUGUUUACACAAUGCCAUGGGACCAGCAUUAUUUUUCAUGUUUUUUAUGAGGACACUGAAACUUAAAGAAGUUAAAUGUUUUUGAGUUUCAUUAUAUAGAGCAAGUGACAGAGGCUGGAAUCAAACUCAUCUACCUGGACCUGAAGCUUAUGAUCAUAUCUGCCCUACCCUCUCACUGAACAAAGAUGAUUUAAGUGUAAUAAAUCAUGAAUGUGUUAACAUCAGUUUCCAUUGCUCUGGUUCCAAGAAGCAUUAUAUUUCUGCAUUUUUAUAAAUCAAAUUAACUGGCUCUGAGCCCCGCUUACC